AUGCAUCAACAAUUCAGUAAUACAACCGCUGUUAGUCUCACGGCGGACGAUGGCAGUACUAUACCUGUUCAGCUAUGCCACGCCCAAUCUAAUCCCAAUGGCAAUACUAACAAUGAAAGUAGUUCCGGUGGUAUAGUUGUCGAACCGUGUUCAAUUGUUUGUCAAAAUGGUGGUGGAUGCAUAGGUCCCACAACUUGUGCAUGCGCUACGGGAUGGAGUGGUGACACGUGUACAAUCGCUACAUGCACAAAUAAUUGUCAAAAUAGUGGUACAUGCACAGCUCCUGAUUAUUGUACAUGCACGGCUGGUUGGAGUGGUGACACGUGUAUAAUUGGUGAGUGA
Messenger RNA from Adineta steineri, 342 nucleotides. The record is from the annotation of a GenBank genome assembly. NCBI's taxonomy places the organism in Eukaryota, Metazoa, Rotifera, Eurotatoria, Adinetida, Adinetidae.